UAGCAGUGAGAAGCUUUCUUCUCCCCAGAAGAUYCGACCCUUUUGCUCAUCGGAUCUCUCCGAUUCCGAUUGCAAUUGCGAUUCCGAUUCCGUUUGGAUCGUAAUAAUGGCGGAUCUUGAGGCCCCAUUGGUGCGCCCGAAGAGGAAGAAGGUGUGGGUSGACUAUUUUGUUCAGUUUAGAUGGAUCAUCGUUAUAUUUGUCGUACUUCCCAUCUCUUUCACUCUCUACUUCCUCACGUAUCUUGGGGACGUUAGAUCUGAGUGGAAGUCCUACAAACARCGUCAGCAGGAACAYGAAGAAAACGUCAAGAAAGUUGUGAAACGYCUGAAAGAAAGGAACCCAUCAAAGGAUGGUCUUGUUUGCACAGCCCGAAAGCCCUGGAUUGCAGUUGGGAUGAGAAAUGUUGACUAUAAACGAGUCAGACAUUUUGAAGUGGACCUUUCGGCYUUCCGUAACAUUCUUGAAAUAGACCAAGAGAGAAUGGUUGCAAAAUGUGAGCCUUUGGUCAAUAUGGGACAGAUCACUAGAGCCACUGUCCCUUUGAAUCUUGCUCUUGCUGUUGUUGCUGAGCUUGAUGAUCUAACCGUUGGUGGGCUCAUAAACGGCUAUGGAAUUGAGGGAAGCUCCCAUUUGUAUGGUCUUUUCUCUGAUACCGUGGUGGCCUAUGAGAUCAUCGUUCUUGCAGAUGGUAAAGUGGUUCGAGCCACAAAAGACAAUGAGUAUUCUGAUCUUUUCUACGCCAUCCCCUGGUCUCAAGGGACUCUUGGGUUGCUAGUGUCUGCCGAAAUCAAACUUAUACCCGUCAAAGAGUACAUGAAAUUGACUUACAAACCCGUUAGAGGCAACGUAAGAGAUCUUGCMCAGGGGUAUAUUGACUCUUUUGCCCCCAGAUUCGAUGAUGAGAACAAUGAAAUGGUUCCUGAUUUUGUGGAAACGAUGAUCUACAAUCCUCAYGAGGGUGUUUGCAUGACGGGAAAAUACGCAUCCAAAGAAGAGGCGAAGAAGAAAGGGAAUAAGAUCAAUAGUGUUGGUUGGUGGUUCAAGCCAUGGUUUUACCAGCAUGCUCAAACGGCACUGAAGAAAGGGGAGUUUGUGGAGUACAUUCCRACUAGAGAGUAUUACCAUAGGCACACUCGGUGUUURUAUUGGGAAGGGAAGCUUAUCCUUCCGUUUGCUGAUCAAUGGUGGUUCAGAUUUCUUCUUGGCUGGUUGAUGCCACCAAAGGUUUCGCUCCUCAAGGCUACACAAGGUGAAGCCAUUCGAAACUAUUAUCACGAGAAUCAUGUCAUUCAAGACAUGCUUGUCCCUCUUUACAAGGUUCCAGAUGCCCUUGAGUGGGUCGAUCGCGAGAUGGAGGUAUAUCCCCUUUGGCUUUGCCCACACAGAAUGUACAAGCUGCCAUGUAAGACGAUGAUCUAUCCAGAGCCAGGGUUYGAGCACGAACGCAGACAGGGUGACACCUCAUAUGCACAGAUGUACACAGAUGUUGGAGUCUAUUAUACACCAGGACCUGUGUUCAGGGGUGAGGUGUUUGAUGGGUGUGACGCGGUUCGUCGGUUGGAGACCUGGUUGAUYGAGAACCAUGGGUUCCAGCCACAAUAUGCUGUUUCGGAACUGGAUGAAAAGAAGUUCUGGAGGAUGUUUGAUGCUGGGUUAUACGAGCAGUGUAGGAACAAGUAUGGAGCCGUGGGUACGUUUAUGAGCGUGUACUACAAGUGUAAGAAAGGUAGGAAGACGGAGAAAGAGGUUCAGGAAGCGGAGAAAGCGCAAUUGGAGACACCAUGUGCGGAAGUUGAUUAGCCAAUGGAUUAGUUUAGGUUUUGAGGUUCGUUUUCUUUCGUUUGUUUUGAUAUUGAUGUCGGAAUUUUCGGUCGUUGUUUGUUGUUUGGUUUUAGGUGUUGAUUUGAUGUGGACCUUUCACAUAAUGUGGUUCUUAUGUAGCAUCCAUCCAUGGGAAAUAGACAUUGGGUUCAUUUAACUGUUGAUCU
This is a messenger RNA of Cynara cardunculus var. scolymus (artichoke), 1989 nucleotides long. Its product is annotated as delta(24)-sterol reductase-like. Bases 107 to 1801 code for a protein of 564 amino acids. Gene Ontology annotation, cellular component: membrane; cytoplasm. Lineage: Eukaryota; Viridiplantae; Streptophyta; Magnoliopsida; Asterales; Asteraceae. Gene Ontology annotation, biological process: steroid metabolic process. Gene Ontology annotation, molecular function: oxidoreductase activity, acting on the CH-CH group of donors, NAD or NADP as acceptor; FAD binding. The transcript has 4 exons. The record is from RefSeq and is a predicted model, not a curated record.